ACCAAAGCAGCCUUCCACCUGCACAUCCUCCCGCACCAGCUCUACCCAGCCUUCGGCCCCGCGCAGGACAAGCACGCCUGGUAUAGGGACACUAAAUACCUCGGCUCCGAGGAGCGGACGGCGGCGUUUGUGGGGGCGAUGGAGGAGCUUGGGCGGGAGGAGGGGAUUGAGUUUCGGUUUGGCGGGUUGGUGGGGGAUACGCUGCAGGCGCAUCGGGUGGUGCAGUAUUUCCAGGAGGUGGAUGCAGAUGGGGACGUCGGCAAAGGCGAGGCACAGCAGGGGCAGACGAGGGCGAGCCGGAUCGUGGACGCGCUGUACAGGAUGUACUUUGAAGAGGAAAAGGACCUGAGCUCACAUGAGACGCUGGUUGCAGCUUGCAUAGAGGCUGGCAUCGAGGAAGGAGAGGCGAGGAGGGUCGUGGUGGAGGACGAAGGAGAAGGCUUGAUGGAGCUGAAGGCGCUGCUGAGGGAGUCUGCUCUGAACGGGAUCGACUCGGUGCCGCAUAUCAUGUUUGAGGGGCGGCGGAGGGAUCUUACGCUUGUUGGGGCCAAGAAGGUGGGUGAGUAUGUGAAGGCCAUGGAAACAAUUGCGAAGGAGAGCACGUAA
Messenger RNA from Cryphonectria parasitica EP155, 606 nucleotides. RefSeq lists its product as uncharacterized. Gene Ontology annotation, molecular function: oxidoreductase activity. The transcript has a single exon. The annotation marks the transcript as partial. Lineage: Eukaryota; Fungi; Ascomycota; Sordariomycetes; Diaporthales; Cryphonectriaceae. The record is from RefSeq and is a predicted model, not a curated record.